Messenger RNA from Botrytis deweyae, 1938 nucleotides. RefSeq lists its product as uncharacterized. Bases 1 to 1938 code for a protein of 645 amino acids. The transcript is spliced from 2 exons. The record is from RefSeq and is a predicted model, not a curated record. NCBI's taxonomy places the organism in Eukaryota, Fungi, Ascomycota, Leotiomycetes, Helotiales, Sclerotiniaceae.
AUGAAUCAAUCAUCGCAGUUUACUUGGCGCAUCCCCGCGUCCCUGAUCUUAGUCUUCCUUUCGAUCGCCUCCGCGAUAAAAUCUUUAUCCACCCCCGAAGUAAUUUUCUCAGAAUCUCAAGUAACCUUUCGGGGAAUCAUCUCAAACAAUAUCGAACACUUCCACAAUGUUAAAUAUGCUGCGGAUACAUCCGGACCUAACCGUUUCGCGCCUCCAAAACCGUUUACACCCCCUCCUGGUACCAUCAUAGAUGCUUCUUUACCCGGUCCAGCAUGUCCUCAAAUCAAAGAUCCUAUGCCGCCUUUCUUCUCUGCAGUUGAAGAAAUCAGUGAAGAUUGUUUACACCUCCACAUUGCUCGACCAAGUGGAUUAGAUAUAAGCUCAAAAAGCAAUCUCCCAGUCGUUGUAUACAACGCCGAGGGAGGAGCCAUCAAAGGCUCUAACCAUGAUGACCACAUCUCCCCUAACAAACUCAUCUCACUAUCCGUCGCCGACGGAAAUCCUAUAAUCUUUGUAGCUCUGAAUUCCCGUCUGAGUAUCUUCGGAUUCCCACGACUACCUAUAUUAAAAGACGAGAAGUCUCUCAAUCUUGGUAUGCGAGAUCAACGUGCGGCGUUCGAAUGGAUUAGAGAUCACAUCCAAGAAUUCGGCGGUGAUCCAAAUCGUAUCACCGCCUAUGGCUUGAGUGCCGGUGGUACGAUGACCUCGCUUCAGAUAAUGGCAUAUGGUGGUCAGAAAGGUGUACCCUUUCAGCAAGCAUGGGUUAUGUCUGGACCGCCUGGCACUUCUCUAAAUAUGACCAGUGAUGCAACUGAACAUCAUACUAGAGUUGUGGCAGAUAGAGUCGGUUGUGGAGGACUUGUGGAUUCGGAGAUUCUUUCAUGCUUGCGCAAUAUUCCUAUGCAAGAUCUCAUUGAUUCUGCAAUGGAGUAUUCCGUGUCAAAUCAUCCGCCUUCCGGUCUCUUUACCUUUAUUCCUUCGGUUGAUGAUGAUUUUCUACCUGAUCGGUACUCAACUAUGAUGCGUGAGGGUAGAUUUGUAAAAGGCAUUAAUAUGAUAUUUGGGUGGACUCAAGAUGAUGGUGCCAUGAGUGUUGGCCCUGGACAUCUCAUACAAUCCGAGGAAGAUAUGAUAACCUCCAUUAAAUCAUUCGCGCAUGCCAUGACUACAGAACAAUAUGCAGAACUAUUUGAUCUAUACCCGGCAUCAGACUUUGAAGAAGAAUUGACCAAUUACGUAUCACAAAAAGAUUCUGAGGAUCCUGAUAUUUCAGUUCAUUAUUUUCGAGUUUCCCGCAUCUUGAGAGAUCUACUUUUUACCUGUUCAUCGAUUGAUUUUGGAUAUCACAUGGUUAAAUGGACACAACGAACGAUGGACCCUACAUUUAGGGGAGUAAGGCUCUAUGACUUGAAUCAGAGUGCUUUGACUCCGCUAUGGAAAGGCGCUGGAAUGCCUUAUGUCAAAGUAUCUCACGGAUCUGACAACAACUACUUAUUCAACGGCGUAUUCCCCGAAGGUCAACUCACUGAAGAAGACAACGAGAUGUCAGAGAUGAUGGCUAGAAGUCUUGUCAACUUUGCUUAUAAUGGGAAUCCGAUCAAUACAUCUCUAUCACAAAAACAAUUUGCCGAAUGGCCUGGAUCGUAUGGCAAAGUUGACAUGGAAGAUACACAACUCGAGAGCUUGAGGAUUCAAGUCAUUGGAGGACCACAUGGCACAGGACCUGUUAUCUUGACCGACGAAGAUAACUCUGACAGCUCGAAACAGAAUCUGGAAAAUGAGAAUAUCAGGACAUGGCAACAAGUGUUGUCUGGCGCAGAUGAGUAUAGAUCGAUGGGCUCGGUGAAGGAAGCUGAAAGGAAGAGGUUGAUUGAGCAAGAAAAAUUGUUUCAACGAUGUAAAUAUAUCAAUGCUUUGGCAGAUACACUCGAUGUAUAA